AUGGUUGGAGCAACGGUCUACGAUCCUCAGGAUCGUGCACAUGAACUGCUCGCCAACCUCGUACGCAACUAUCGCACCGGCAAAUGGACUCCACCAACAACUGCAGACAAGUUGAAGGCUGCUCAGAAGACGAGAAGAAACCGAGACACCAAGAAGACUCGCAGCCCACCAGACCGCCAUCACGACGAGACUAUUGAGGCCUCCAACCGCGCCAGUAGCAGCGACAGUGCUCUUCCUGAGACAUCCCUGGAUGUACCUGCCAUCAGCCAGCAGAUCACCAACUCGCUUGUCGCUCGAAGACGGCUUGCUCGUCAAGAGCCUCCACAGACCACAGGAGAAGCGACAGUAAUGCCACCUUUGGUUCUCUCUUUGCCAUCAGCUGCCAACACUUCCGUCGCUCACAUCCGUCCACAACGCCAGACUCGAAGUAAACAGACGUGUGUUGUGAUCCUCAAGUAUGGCACGAAAAAUGCAUAUAGACUUCCUUCGGGCCUUAUUCAACAGCCUCCUGCAACGACUUCGGAGGAAAAUCAAGUACCACACUCGUCAGCUCCUUCCGUCAGCAGAACCAGACAAAGCCGUAAAAGGUCCAUUACCGAGAUCAUGAACACCCGCAGCCGAGAUCCGGAGGGUCUUGCCUCAGGCAUCGAGAACGCAGAGACGGAGGUGCCGGGCAUGGAAUAUCCUCGUGAGAACCUACCUUCUGCGACACCAGUCCUCAAUUUACCAGAUAUGGAUGCCGUUGGGCAACGUGCCAGGACGCUCUGGGAGAUACCCGACUCCGAGGAUGAAGUGGAGAUUCCCGACUCCGAGGACGAUAGCGUUGAGUCGCUAUCGGGGCCACCAGCGCGACUGCUGCAAUGGCAAGAUGGCUCGACGAUGUCCACGACGACAUCUGCUCCAACAUCGCCCUCCAUGGCUGGUUUACCUGACAAGACUGUACUCAUCUGGAAGCAGCCUACAACUUUGAACUCGGCUGCAUUGGAUGGUACAACCAGAGAAGAUUUCAGGAAAGCUCAACGUGCGUCCAGAUCCUGUCUAGGCGGCCAGGCAGUCGAGCUCACACCAGUGAUCGCAGAGACAGGUCUCUCUGCGUCGGCCCAAGUCUUGUCGACCUCUACAGUAAAGGCAACGAGAUCUAGCGCCCGGACGGCAUCAGCAACAAAGCGGAGCCGACCUAUAUAUCACGACUUGGACGAGACAGAGAGUGAUGACGAUGGACUGGUCCGAAAGGGUAGAGACAAGAAAGGACGCUUCAAAACGCGCCCAACCAAGAGGGUGCGACAUACGGAAUUCCAGAAUCUGUCGGCUGAGUCCUUUCAGUAG
Molecule: messenger RNA, 1326 nt
Organism: Cyphellophora attinorum
Lineage: Eukaryota; Fungi; Ascomycota; Eurotiomycetes; Chaetothyriales; Cyphellophoraceae
Exons: 1
Coding region: 1-1326 (441 amino acids)
Source: RefSeq, a predicted model, not a curated record